Molecule: messenger RNA, 2696 nt
Organism: Sardina pilchardus (European sardine)
Lineage: Eukaryota; Metazoa; Chordata; Actinopteri; Clupeiformes; Clupeidae
Product: NACHT, LRR and PYD domains-containing protein 3-like
Exons: 6
Coding region: 329-1987 (552 amino acids)
Biological process (GO): intracellular signal transduction
Molecular function (GO): protein binding
Source: RefSeq, a predicted model, not a curated record
AAGGGUGCUGGAGCGGCACCCGUCAGAUUCUGAGUCUACACCCCCUAAACUAUCAGAUUAUGCAAAAAUAUUGCAUUAGUACCUUAUGUCACACCUAUCCUGGGGUUCUACCUGACUAAAGGGGAAUCUGCUUCCUUCUGCUCUCCUCUGGAUCACCACCCGACCAGCAGCAGUCAAUCAGAUCCCUCCUGAGAGUGUGGAUCAGGUGACAGAAAUAAGGGGAUUCAAAAACCCACAGAAAGAUGAGUACUUCAGGAAGAGAAUCAGUGAUGAGAACCUGGUCAGCAGAACCAUCACACACCUGAAGUCAUCCAGGAGCCUCUACAUCAUGUGCCACAUUCCAGUCUUCUGCUGGAUUUCAGCCACUGUUGUAGAGAAAACAUCAAAAGAAUCAGAGAGUGUAGAAAUGCCAAGGACUCUGACUCAAAUGUACACACACUUCCUGAUCAUUCAGACAAGCAUGAAAAAUGUCAAGUACACAGAGAGAAAAGAGACAGAUGAAGAGGUGAUUUUCAAACUGGGGAAACUGGCUUUCCAACAGCUGGAGAAAGGUAACCUGAUCUUCUAUGAGGAAGACCUGAGAGAGUGUGGCAUUGAUGUCACAGAAGCAUCAGUGUAUUCGGGAGUGUGUACUCAGAUCUUCAGAGAGGAGGCUGGGCUGUACCAGGGGAAGGUGUUCAGCUUUGUGCAUCUGAGCAUCCAGGAGUUUCUUGCAGCUCUCUAUGUGUUCCUCUGUUUCAGCAACAGACAGAGAAACAUGCCUGACCAACAACAAACCUCUCAGCUCUCUGCUCUGUUCAGAGCUGCAACACUUUAUGACCUACACAAGACUGCAGUGGACCUGGCCUUACAGAGUAAGAUUGGACAUCUGGACCUUUUCCUCCGCUUCCUUCUAGGCCUCUCGCUGGAGUCCAAUCAGAAUAUCUUAAAGCACCUACUGCCACAGAGCAGCAGCCAAUCAGAUAGCUCAGAGCAGGCAGUGCAGUAUGUCAAACAGAAGAUCAGAGAUCAGAGGAGCUCAGACAGAAACAUCAACCUGUUCUACUGUCUGAAUGAGCUGAAUCACCAUGCUGUAGUGGAGCACAAAGAGAGCUCAGAUCUGCUUGUAGAGAUGCUCUUACCAGGAGAGUGGAAGACUCGUACAUUUCCUUUUACGAUGUCAGAAGAGCAGCUGGCUGAGUUUGACCUGCAGAAGUACAUGGGGACACCAGAGGAAGAUCAGACUGAACUCCUCAGUCCAGAUGAAGUUCUUCAGAGGCUGGUGCCAGUGAUCGCAACAUGUACAUCAGCUGAGCUGAGUAACUGUGAUCUGACUGAGAAGAGCUGUUCCUAUCUGGCCUCUGUCCUGACCACACACUCCUCAAGUCUCAGACUGCUGGACCUGACUGACAAUAAGCUGCUGGACUCAGGAGUGGAACUUUUAUGUUCUGCACUUUGUCAUCAAAACUGCAAACUGGAGGAACUAGACCUAUGGGGCUGUAGUCUGACUGAGAAAAGCUGUUCCUAUCUGGCCUCUGCCCUGACCACACACUCCUCAAGUCUCAGACUGCUGGACCUGGGGGCCAAUAAGCUGCUGGACUCAGGAGUGGAACUUUUAUGUUCUGCACUUUGUCACCAAAACUGCAAACUGGAGGAACUAAAUCUACAGUACUGUUGGCUGACUGAUAAGGGCUGUUCCUAUCUGGCCUCUGCUGUGUCCACACACUCCUCAAGUCUCAGAGUGCUGCAGCUGAGUCACAAUAAGCGGAUUAGUGCAUCAGCUGUAGAGCAGCUCUCUGCUCUAGUGGAGGACCCACACUGUAAACUGGAGAAAAUACAGUGGGCGAAAGAUGAAGGUACUGAAUGGGAGGAUUAUGAUUCGGAGGAGGAAGAUGAGGAUGAUAGUGAAGAAGACGAGGAUGAGAAAGACGAUGAUGGGGAGGAAGAUGAUGAUUCGGAGGAGGAAGAUGAUUUGGAGGAAGAUGAUGAUGAUGAGGAGGAGGAUUGAGGAGCUCAUUAAGUGACCUUUUACACACACACACACACACACACACACACACACACACACAUGCACACACACACACACACACACACACACACAUGCACACACACACACACACACACACGCACACACACACACACACACACACACACACACACACACACUCAAGCACACACACACACACACACACACACACACACACACUCAAGCACACACACACACACACACACACACACACUCAAGCACACACACACACACACACACACACACACACACACACACACACACACACACUCAAGCACACACACACACACACACACACACACACACACACACACAUACAGACACACACACAGACACACACACACACACACACACACACACACACACACACACACACACACACACACACAAACACACACACUGAUCAGCCAGAGAUGAUUGGCAGCAUGCAGCAUGGACUCGGCAGACAUAAGAGACUCUCACACAUGCACAGAUGGACAUGUGGACUGGGGUGAACACUGUGUGAAUGUCCAUAUCUGUUGAAGCUGUUCACUAUUGUUUUGUCAUUAUAUCAGAUGGACAUGUGGACUGGGGUGAACACUGUGUGAAUGUCCAUAUCUGUUGAACCUGUUCACUAUUGUUUUGUUUUGUCAUGAUAUCAGAUGGACAUGUGGACUGGGGUGAACACUGUGUGAAUGUCCAUAUCUGUUGA